Molecule: messenger RNA, 819 nt
Organism: Prunus armeniaca (apricot)
Lineage: Eukaryota; Viridiplantae; Streptophyta; Magnoliopsida; Rosales; Rosaceae
Source: the annotation of a GenBank genome assembly
AUGGCUAUGGGAAAUUUCUCAUUACUUGCUGCUGCUGCAAGAAGGCUUGAAGGUAAAGUGGCCCUAAUCACUGGUGGGGCGAGCGGCAUAGGAGAGUCCACUGCAAGACUCUUCUCAAAACAUGGAGCUAAAGUUGUGAUUGCAGAUGUGCAAGACGACUUUGCUGAAUCUGUUUGCAGAGACCUAAGCCCUUCGUCCACUUCGUUUGUCCAUUGCGAUGUAACGAAAGAAGAAGAUGUCGAAAACGCUGUCCAAACAGCCACAAACAAAUAUGGAGAGCUAGACAUCAUGUUCAACAAUGCAGGUAUAAUUGGCACAAAUAAACCCAACAUCCUUGACAAUGACAGGGUAGAAUUUGAGCAAGUGAUUAGGGUAAAUCUGGUUGGUGCGUUUUUGGGGAUCAAACAUGCAGCUCGCGUUAUGAUCCCAGCUGGAAAAGGUAGCAUAAUCAACACUGCUAGUGUUUGUUCUACCAUCGGGGGUUGCGCAUCACAUGCAUACACAAGUUCAAAGCAUGGUUUAGUAGGGCUGGUAAGAAACACAGCCGUGGAGCUUGGACAACACGGUAUUCGUGUGAAUUGUGUGUCACCGUAUGUAGUUCCCACGCCUUUAGCGAAGGAGUUCUUUAAGCUUGAUGAUGAUGGAGUUCAUGGUGCUUAUUCCAACCUUAAAGGUGGGGUUCUUAGGGCAGAAGAUAUUGCUGAAGCUGCUCUUUACUUGGGAAGUGAUGAGUCAAAGUAUGUUAGUGGGCAUAAUCUUUUGGUAGAUGGAGGCUACACAAUUGUGAACGCAGGGUUUUGCAUGUUUGAACAAGCUUGA